Molecule: messenger RNA, 420 nt
Organism: Fonsecaea pedrosoi CBS 271.37
Lineage: Eukaryota; Fungi; Ascomycota; Eurotiomycetes; Chaetothyriales; Herpotrichiellaceae
Exons: 5
Coding region: 1-420 (139 amino acids)
Biological process (GO): retrograde transport, endosome to Golgi; endoplasmic reticulum to Golgi vesicle-mediated transport
Cellular component (GO): COPII-coated ER to Golgi transport vesicle; Golgi cis cisterna; Golgi membrane
Source: RefSeq, a predicted model, not a curated record
AUGCCCAGCAUGUGGCUCACGGAUAUGCAGAAGGUUGGUGUCGCAUUCUGCUCGGGAGGUGGAUUGUUCUUGUUCGGAGGUGUCCUCAUGUUCUUUGAUCGCUCUAUGCUAGCGAUGGGAAAUAUCCUCUUCCUGAUCGGCCUCACCCUCAUCAUCGGAAUCCAAAAGACGUUUGUCUUCUUCGCCCGACGUCAAAAACUCAAAGGCACCGCUGCGUUCAUGGCAGGCAUACUUCUCAUACUGAUUCGGUGGCCACUGACUGGAUUCCUGGUUGAACUCUACGGCAUCUUCGUCCUCUUUGGCGACUUCUUUGCGACCAUCGCAUCGUUUGCCGGCAAUAUCCCCAUUGUGGGCCCAUACAUCCAGAUGGUAUUGCAGAAGAUCUCGAGCGGGCGGCGGAAUGCAGAAUUGCCAGUAUGA